AUGCAAACCGAUCCACACAGCACAUAUAGCACACAUAGCACAGCUGCUCUGUGGGGACGGCCCAGUACACAGCAGAUGAGACAGAUGAGACACGAGGAGAUGCAGAAGCAGGAAGAAGCGCACCAUUUCCAGCCCGCAGAGCCAAGCCCACCAAUCAUGUCUGAACAACAUCAAGGUGAACAGGCGACCACAACACCGGGUGCACAGGGUCAGAACAUGGUGGCAGCACGCAAGAGGGUUCUCUUGAACUCAACCGCAGUGGUGCAGUCCAAGCGCUUCGCAGAAGAGCUAAUUGCGCAGGAGCGGGAGACGCUUUGCCCAAACUUGCCCAGCCAAGUCAACAUGGAGAUCCUUGCGGCCAACACCAAAAUUGCAGAGGAGCUGAUCUACGUCUUCCGAGCAAAGCUCACCACAGAGUCCCAUUCUAUUCCCAACCAGGCAGUAGAAAUCAUGCGCACCGGGAUCGAGGUUGAGUGGGUGCAGAAUCCUGCUGCUACGACCAAUGAUGAGCAAUCAGCGUUUGCCCGAGCAGAGGAAGCCUCGGAGGAAGCCUUGUCUCGCGGAGCCAAGUUGGUCUUGCCUUUAGCUGCAUGUGAUUUGAUGAAUGUGACCUUCUUCUUGAUGUGCAACCGCAGCAAAGUGAUUCCAGCGAGGCUGGCUUGA
Molecule: messenger RNA, 663 nt
Organism: Durusdinium trenchii
Lineage: Eukaryota; Dinophyceae; Suessiales; Symbiodiniaceae
Source: the annotation of a GenBank genome assembly